CGAGUGCAGGGAUCUGGUGAGCCCGGAUCAGAGCAGUCGCUGUCGUCACAGAAUCAGGCUGGUAUGCCAACUGAAAAUAUGUUUACCACCAGUAAGGACGAAGACAAAAAAUUCGAGGUAUUCCCAGAAGCGGCUAUGAAGAGUGGUCCCAUCUAUAGAACAGCUCCGAAAUACGAGGCUGGUGCCUAUCGAUUCCAUGCGAUUACUGGCCAAGUACUCCACCAACGGCUUCAGACUUGUCGAGAUUUACAACAGCAAAAUAUAAUCAAUCUCCAGCCUUUACAAUCACAACUCACCGAAGCUUAUGGGCUCAGUCAGUGUCCUGAUAAUCCAGCAGCGAUUAUCUCUGAAUGUGGUGAUUCCGUACCGUGCCAGUAUGACUACACUACACUCAAUGCAAAGGUGAUGGGUGUGAAGAUCAAGGAAGAAUGGAACGUGUUCACCACAGAGCGGAUCGACGCGACAAGAUUCUAUAACAGUUGCGGACCAAUCAAUAUUGAAUAUCCGGAAUACUUGACGAAAACGUCGUCAAUGUAUUCGGCCUACAUGCAAGGAGAUGUGGCGCGAUUUGAAUGUGUUCAAUCACACUGGAUUAAAGGUGUCAACGAAUACAAAUGCGGAAUCGUCGUUGACUACAAUCGUCCGAAUGAGUAUCGCUUUGAAUGGAACAAAGGCGAACAACCAUGGUGUCGAUCACGUGAAAAAGAAAACUUCUUCAUUUGGCUCAGUGCCAUCUUAGGAACGAUUGCUAUAAUUAUGGUGAGUAUUUGGAAAUGA
This is a messenger RNA of Haemonchus placei, 777 nucleotides long. NCBI's taxonomy places the organism in Eukaryota, Metazoa, Nematoda, Chromadorea, Rhabditida, Trichostrongylidae. The record is from the annotation of a GenBank genome assembly.